Molecule: messenger RNA, 3109 nt
Organism: Fusarium redolens
Lineage: Eukaryota; Fungi; Ascomycota; Sordariomycetes; Hypocreales; Nectriaceae
Exons: 11
Coding region: 268-3063 (931 amino acids)
Biological process (GO): regulation of DNA-templated transcription; fatty acid metabolic process
Molecular function (GO): NAD+ binding; DNA-binding transcription factor activity, RNA polymerase II-specific; zinc ion binding
Source: RefSeq, a predicted model, not a curated record
ACCAAUCGGGCUUUGCACAAGUCAUCUCGAAAGUGGUGGAAAAUGUGACCAUCAACCGUCAAAACGGUCUAACCUUGAAUGUCAACCCCAGGCUAAAGCUGAACUGGGGGAUCUGCAUUACCCCGCAUCAUCUGAUGAAAGACUUCCUUGUUCUUCUCCUAAAUAAAGUGGACUCGUUUCAUUCCCAACGAACAACAUCCGGAUCCGAAAUUCACUCCUGAACUGCGAAUUGAUACCAGUGCAACACUCAGCUAUAGUGGAUCCGAUAUGCCAACGGGUCUCGUUACACGUCGUACUCAGUUCUCCAGCUGCGAUGAGUGUCGUAGAUCGCGCGUGGCUUGUGAUGCCCAGAGCAGCGAAGGGACCUCUUCGUGUACACGCUGUCGGAACCGUCACCAUGCGUGCACCUUCAAGUGGCUUCAGAAUGCCAAGACAAGCAAUGGAGGCGCGAAGUGUAGGUCGCGUCGAGGGACAACACGGCCUACAAGUGACACAUCAUCAACACGCGGCAGUCGAGUCACGGAUGCAUCCCAUGAGCCGGGGUUUGAUCAAGGUCCUGCAAAUGACCUAGACCAUGAUACAUACAGAGAUAGCUCAACUGUAUCGGCAAUGCCUGAGUCGGCAUCUUUGCCAUGGUGUCCAAGUCCGAUAAGAAAUCCGGAGGAGAGUGUCAACAUGGAAAAUGUGGACUCUAGAUGGCUCGAUACUCUCUACAGAGAAGGCUUCGAGGCGGUCUUUGGUUCUUGGAUGGGAAGAUAUGCUUGUCCUUUCUUGUUCGGUCACAAUCUAGCAGACAAAUACGUCAGUAUAUCUGACCUCUGUCGCCAUCUUGAUGGAUGCAUAGUAGAUGCUGGCGACAGUCAACUAGUCGGUCGAAAUAGAGACAUUGAACAGUCUCUACAGAGCACUGUUUCUGCAUUCGCGGCACGAUGGCUCCCUGUUACAUCUCCAGAGCCAAAUUCCAACGAGGAUCACUGCAGUCUUGUUCAGACUCUCUGGAGGCAUGCUCGAAGAGAUAUGCUACGUGUCAUCAACAGACCGUCUUAUCGAUCUAUGCUGUCUCUACUUCUGUUCGCUCUAACACCAAUACCUGAGGGUAUUUCAGAGGAGGAGGAGACGGAUGGGAUAUCUGGUCAGGCUUGUGUUCAUGCAGCGUUGCAGCAGAUACAAACCCUGCGUGCACGUCAGAGAAACCUGCAGUUCAGUGGUUCCAAAGUUUCUCCAUCUCUCAAGUCACAAGCCAUCGUCACAACGCCAGAGUCAAUCGAAACAUCAGGCUUCAUAAACGCCGAAAGUAUUGUAUACUGGGCAGCCUUGACAUUCGACACCUCUGCAUCUCUCACCCUCAACUGCCGCUCCCUUCUAUCUUCGGGUCUCUUUGGCUUCGAGUCUGAACUCCCCUGGCGUCUCGUCAAAACCUGUGCCAAGAUGUUCGACGAGAACGCCCGCCAGUGGAAACAAGGGAGCUCAGACAUGACAGACGAAAGGGCGAAUCAAAUCAUUGCUGCUGGGGCUUCUUGGAAACUUCUUGGAUGGAAGGUAACUGCCAUAUUCAAAGAAGCUCUGAGAGAUGGCCAUGAGGAGUCAGAAGUUCGAAGAGCAUACCUGGCUGUGGUAGACUCUGUUAAACAAUUUGGGAUCAUUUAUCGUCCGCUUUUGGAUGAAUGCCAUAAACGCAUGCCUUUCCUUGGGCAGCAGACAAAGCUUCGAUGGUUUUCUCUUAUGCUUCACUACCAUCUCAGCAUUCUUAUGCUAGUAGACAUUAUCGAAGCAACAGACCGCCAAGACCUUCUCCCAGAUAUAACCGACAUAUGCAUCGAUGCUGAAAACACAGUGAUGAAUACCCUAGCAUUCGGUUUGCACAACACAUUCACGCUAAAACGACCUCGCGAUUCAUUCGAAGGCGAUGAUCUGAGUAGGAGACAAACGGUAUUUACAGUACCGAUCGUUUCUAUUGAUCCGUAUCCGCAUCAUGCCGUCGCUGGCGUACAGCUACUUAGGAAAGCUAUUGAUCGCGACUUCGGCAUUGGUAAAAUCACCGAAGAAACUUAUCAGAGUUUGUUAUCUACGUUGGAGAGGACGUUGAAGCAUUUGCCGCAGAGCUCAAAGUCUGUGCAGGCAGCCAUAGCAAAGUUCUCAACAGCGGCUGAUGAAAAUAGUGCACAUCCUAGUAUUUUAGUGUUUGGUUUGAAUGCACAUACCGACGCCAUGGACUUGGCGCUGACGUCGGUCACUUUGAUCGGAGCGGGCACUCAAGGAAGACGCCUGGCAUUCAUGUGGUCUAGUAGAGGAAAUGAUGUCCAUCUAGUCGACGGCCAAGAAGCCCAACUUCAAGCCAGUAUCAAAGCCAUUGAGGAGUUUCGACAAAGUUCAAACAAAAGAAAUGCUUCCUGGGGAAGAAUCAUCACUCAUUCUCCUGAGAGCUUGCGCGAGGCUCUUCAAGCUGCGUCGUUGGUAGUCGAGUGUGUACCCGAGCAAAUCGAGCUCAAGACGAAAGUCAUCUCGGAGCUUGAUGCACUGGCUCCAAGGGAUACUAUCAUUGCGUCAAACUCUAGCAGUUACUCCUGUUCGGAGAUAUUAAACGGACUUAAUUUGAGAAACGAGAGCCGUUUCUUGAGUGCUCAUUCUUACUGGCCACCUGAGACACCGGAAAUCGAGAUCAUGGGUCAUGAAACUACCAAUCCUUCAUACAUCACAUUGAUGAUGGAGCAGUGCAAAGCCCACGGCUUCUCACCAUUUCAUGUGAAGUCACCAUCAAUGGGGUACAUCUACAACAGAAUAUGGGCAGCUAUCAAAAGAGAAGCUCUCCUCGCAGCAUCAGAAGGCGCCGCAACACCAGAAGAAAUCGACGAUAUUUUCAAAGGAGUAUUGAAAACACCCAAAGGGCCUUUUGAGCAGAUGGAUGUUGUCGGUUUAGAUGUUGUUCUUGAUAUUGAACAGCAUUAUGCUGAUGCGAGGGGAAAUAUUCCUAGUGCACCCCGGGAAUAUUUGCAGAAGUUUUUGGAUGAAGGUAAUCUAGGCGUUAAGAGCGGACGAGGAUUUUAUGACUACGGGAAAUCUUAGAUGGCUUAGGAGUUCAAUAGACGUGAAUCAGAGAUUUCGAUAUUUC